Messenger RNA from Mya arenaria, 1506 nucleotides. RefSeq lists its product as uncharacterized. The record is from RefSeq and is a predicted model, not a curated record. Lineage: Eukaryota; Metazoa; Mollusca; Bivalvia; Myida; Myidae. The transcript has 4 exons. The coding region runs from base 99 to 470 and encodes 123 amino acids.
UUUAUGAUGGAAAAGUCCGGAAUAAGAAGAUUUAAUUUACUUUUAUGAAAUGAGUUAUUAACCAUCAAAGGACAUAAUGAGCUUGCGAUAUCAAAUUGAUGAUACUAAAUGUAUGCCGCAACAGCGAUGAUUUAACAGCUUUAGCAAUGAGCGAAUGUCACCGUGAAGGUCCGUAUGUCUUCUCCUGUGAGUGGCCUUACUGGUGCUGUCAAGACGGAAUAUCGUGCUGUGGAAUUUCCCUCUACGCCUACUUUGGGAUAACACUCGGUUUCAUCGGAUUUCUGGUUUUGUUCGGUGUGGCUUUAAAUAUAGGUUUAACCAGAUGCAGACAACCCCAAUUCUCCGUAAUGCCAUGUGUUGCUGUUACAAAAUCGAGUCGCUCUUUAUACCCAAAAUUUCAGAAGGGGAAGACCCCGAAUAGUACAUUUUACGAUUACAUCAUGUUUCCCAAUGAUGUGAGGCUGGUAUGAUCGCCAUGCUGUGAGCCUAGGAUAACUUCCUGUAUUCCCAUGAUGUGAGGUUGGUAUGAUCGCCACGCUGUGAGUCUAGGAUAACUUCCUGUAUUCCCAUCAAGUGAGGCUGGUAUGAUCGCCAUGCUGUGACCCUAGGAUAACUUCCUGUAUUACCAUCUUGUGACGCUGGUAUCAUCGAGAAGCUGUGAGCCUAGGGUAACUUCCUGUAUUCCCAUUAAGUGACGCUGGUAUGAUCGUCAUGCUGUGACCCUAGGAUAACUUCCUGUAUUACCAUCAUGUGACGCUGGUAUGAUCGAGAAGCUGUGAUUCUGGUCUGAUUACAUGCUGUGAGCCUGGUUUGACAUCCCGUAUCCUCAUAAAGUGAACCAAGUGUGACAUCCUGUAUCCAUAUAAGGUCGGUCGAGUGUGACCUCCUGUGUGUGGCGGAUCCGUGGUCUAGUGGUAACACACUUGACUAACAAUCCCGGGGUCGCAGGUUCGAUUUCCCGUCGCAUCACUAAAAAUACUAAUCGUCUUCCGGGAGGGACGUUAAAUGGGGGUCCCGUGUGACAGUGCUAUACACAAGUGCACGUUAAAGGACCAAGGUAGCUCUAACCAGGUUACACGCUGUCUGUGCACUAUGCUCCAACAACCUAAAAUGACUAACAAUCUUUACGGAGCACUCGCCGUAUGGGCAAGACCCGAGUGCGAGUAUAAAUAAGCUUACACACAUGAUGACAGCCUGGUAUGACUCGCAAAUGUCUUGUUCGGCAUUUUGUAUGUUCUGUCUGUGAAACUACCGUGUUCUGUUUACGGGUUUUGAACUAAUUAAACGUGAUAAUUUAUUAUAAUGUUCUACAUUUAUGAUCGUUCCUAAAACACAUUAUGUCCUCAUUCUCAUAAAAUGAUUUAGAUUGAUGUCUUCAUUCUAUGACAUGAAGUAUUCUGUUAUAAACGAUUCAGUGUUUUCUAUAUUAUGUUUUUCUUAAAACAAAUGCUUGAUACAUCUGUAACCGCACCAAUACCUAGAAUUGUAUUACAGUAUCAUUGCCAG